AUGUCGCUUCUCCUUAUCCUUCUUAUCACCCUUUGCAUUCUCUUAUUUACCACUUUAUAUAUUAGAUUUAGAAACUCUGUGCCCAGGUCUAAUAGGAAAGUUUGGAAUAGGAAAGAUACAUCUUCAUUGGAAAAUACUCUUCAAAAAAUUAUUGGAAAGAAUAUGACAUCAUACAUUGUAGAUACAUCGUCAUCACAGAGGAAAAAGUCUUGGUCUCCGUAUAUUCCUCCUUCUUAUAAGUUUAAUAAUAAUUCAUCAAAUGUUGUUUUACAACAAAAUGAAGUGACUCAACAACAAGAAGGAAUGGCCAAUAAUAAUAAUAUCAAUGUUGAAUAUUCAAAUAAUAACAAUAAUAUUUCAACAUUUAAUAUUCAACAAAAUAAUCAACAGAACUUGAAUGUUAGCACCAUUCCAAUAGCAUCACAAUCUACAAUUCUUUCAAUUCACCCAAAUACUUUAAAUUCCGAGACCGACCUGACAAGCACAAUUUAUAGAAAACCUACAGUAGACCGUUUGGACAAGAAACCAAUUUAUAAGAGCCCACAAUUAAAGAAAAAACUAUCUACUCCAAACAGCUCUGCCUCUAAGAAGAAAGUUAUUUAUUUCAAUAAUUCAAAAUUUUUGGAGGGGGUGGGAGUUUCUCCAAUUCUUCCAGAUAAGAAAAUUAGAGAAGAACCUAUUCACUUACCAAACUCGAGUUUUAUGAACCAAUCUACAAUUGUAUUGGAACCUAUUACAGAAAUGGAAAAUAAGCCACAAGAACCUAUUCAAGUUGUUAACACUAGUGAGGGAGAAACUACAGGAAUGUUAGCAGAUGCAUCCAUGAUAUCUGUCGGUGAUAAUAAGAAGUCGCCAAAAGGUAUUUUAAGAAAGAGAGAUCCCCUAGGAAAUUUUGCAAAUCAAUCUAUGAAUUUGUCUACUCAGUUAAAUGAGAGUGACAUUCUAAAUUCUAGCAUUUUGAAGAAGAAAAAGGUGGAAUUUGAUCAAGCAGUCAGACCAUUAGGAUUUGAAAGGGCUGCUCCUCCACCUUCUGAAACUAGCUUUUCUAGAGAGGCUCAAAAAAGAACCAAAACAAGUGAUAUUGUCAUGUCCAAUACUACACCUACUUUAGUAUCUCCUAAGCCUAAACCAUUAAUAUUACCAACCACUCCUCCUUCUUCUAAUAUUGAUGACUCUUUAAUGAUGGACAAUUCAAUGAUUAGAGAAUCAGAGCUGGAUAAGAAUGAUAGUAUCAUUUUGGAUUGUAUAAUUUCUGAAAAGAAACCUAAGAAAAAGUUUGGUAGAGUUGGUUUCUCCACACCAAGUACAUUUAGAAAUCAAAAGAUUUUGAGAUACAGUGAGGAUAUUGCACAAAGAAAAGAGUUGGCUUUCUAUUUAUUAAAGGGUGAACCAUCUCCAGAAAAAAAGGUUUCCACACAAAAUGCCAACAAGGCUGAUGAUAGCAAUUUGGGAUCUUCCUUUAACUUGUCAAGUUUGGCAAAGAGAAGCACAGAUACUAUUUCAGAAGGGCAACCACCAAAACCUACAACCUCUUCCUCAGAAACUUCUUCUACUACUGCUGGUUUUACUUUCACUGCAGGAGCAGUUUCUUCUUCCACUGAAAAUAAGACUGAAGAAAAAUCUAAUCCUCCAACAUUUGUACUUCCAACAACCAACACUUCCAAAAGAGAGGAAAGACCAUCCCAAAAACCAGCCACAAUCGAAACCCCAGUAAUAGCACCUGACACAAACAAACAGACCCCACAAUUGGAUCUUUCUGCUUUCAAACAACCGGAACCUAAACCAAUUGACAAUGCUCAACCAACAGUAAAGCUAGGAACAGAAACCAAAUCAACAGGUCCUACUGCUACGUUAAACAUUCCAAGUGUUGGAUCACAUCAAGAUAAUGUAAAUAAGGAAAAUGAAUCAGAUUCCAAUCCGUUUGCAUCUAUCAUAAUUCCUUCCAGUUCAUCAUCAUCCACAGAUAAUCCACCUGCUACUGAGACAACCAAUCCAUUUGCAAAUCUCAAAGUUGCAACUCCAACAGAACAGAAAAAGAAUGUCUUUAAUCCAUUUGCUAAUACAACCAGCUCAAGCAUGUUUGGAACACCAUCUUCAAGAAAUACCUUCAACAAAACAACACCAUCAAAACCUGCUGAUUCAGUUUCAGAUUUUGCAAAGAUGGAUCCCUCAAUCUUCCAACGAGAAGCUCUUUCAUUUGGAUAUCAAAAAUAA
Molecule: messenger RNA, 2214 nt
Organism: Naegleria gruberi
Lineage: Eukaryota; Heterolobosea; Eutetramitea; Acrasida; Naegleriidae
Exons: 2
Coding region: 1-2214 (737 amino acids)
Source: RefSeq, a predicted model, not a curated record